This is a messenger RNA of Lathyrus sativus (Indian pea), 213 nucleotides long. NCBI's taxonomy places the organism in Eukaryota, Viridiplantae, Streptophyta, Magnoliopsida, Fabales, Fabaceae. The record is from the annotation of a GenBank genome assembly.
AUGGGAGCUGAUUGGGGACCAGUAAUCGUUGCUGUUGCUUUGUUCAUUGUUUUGUCACCAGGGCUGCUCUUCCAGUUUCCAGCCAGGAGUAGAGUUGUUGAAUUUGGUAACAUGAGUACCAGUGGAAUUUCUAUUCUGAUUCAUGCUAUUAUAUAUUUUUGUAUUCUCACCAUCUUAGUUAUUGCUAUUGGUAUUCACGUACACUUUAACUGA